Boeremia exigua is the source of this 879-nucleotide messenger RNA. RefSeq lists its product as uncharacterized. The record is from RefSeq and is a predicted model, not a curated record. Lineage: Eukaryota; Fungi; Ascomycota; Dothideomycetes; Pleosporales; Didymellaceae. The coding region runs from base 1 to 879 and encodes 292 amino acids. The transcript has a single exon.
AUGCCGCAGCGCGCGGGCAGCAUCUCGCACGGCUUCGGCUUCAGCGGCGCGGCUGCUAACGGCGGCACCGAGUUCAUGUCGACGCUGCCCCCGCCCAAGGGCGAUCUCGACGAGUGGGACCGCACGCGGCCGUGGAACCAGCAGCCGGGCGCCAGCGCGCCGCUCGUGUUCAAGGACGCCAUGUCGGUGCGCGAGGAGGUGUUUGGCGAGCAGGGCGUGCCGCUGGAGGCCGAGUUCGACGACGACGACGCCCGCAGCUGGCACUGGGUCGUGUACGCGUCGGUCGGUACGUCGUCUGCGUCGCCGCCCAAGGCCCUGCUCGCCCGCAGCGACUCGGGCAACACGCCCGCCGACGACGCCCGCCGCGCCUCGGCCACGGCCACGCGCCUCCCCGUCGGCACCAUCCGCCUGAUCCCCCCGCCCCACGGCCCCAACAAGUACGCCGCCGACCCGCACCCGGACGCCGACACGCCCGCCGCCCUGGCCGCCGCCCACCCCGCCGAGCCGUACGUCAAGCUGGGCCGCCUGGCCGUGCUGGCGCCCUACCGCAAGCUCAACCUGUCCAAGCUGCUGGUGAAUGCCGUGCUCGACUUCGCCGCCCAGCAGCCCGACGCCAUCUACGUCCCGCCGUCGCCCACCACGCGCGAGCUGGCCGCCCUGCAGGGCCCGGGCGCCGCCCGCCCGCUGUCGUGGCAGGGCCUCGUCAUGAUCCACGCCCAGGCCCCGCUGAAGCACAUGUGGGAGAAGCACGGCUUCCGCGAGGAGCUGCGGACCGACGCCGGCGCCGUGGAGAUUGCCGCCGAGCCGCACUGGAUCGAGGAGGGCAUUGAGCACGUCGGCAUGUGGAAGCGGCUGAAGAUUGCCCCGGGCAGGUUGUAG